GCAUCUAUAUCGACAGACACUAUGAACCAGAGUUCCGUUGUGAUCGCAUCUCGAAUCAGCUUUAUUGGCGAAUCUCCAUCCAGGGCCAGUAAAGCCAACUUCUCCUUCAUGGACAAGCGGCAAACAUACCGCGUCAUAGUUGAUGGACUUGACGUUACCCCGGAUGAUAUCGUUGACCCUGAUUUCGUCACUAUGGAAGAGACUUUCGCACACGCCGCCUUUGAAAGCAAAUCUCGUUUUAAGAGUGAAAUAGGCCUUAGAGUUUCCAGAUCCAAAUCACGAUCGACUGCGGACGCUGGUAUGAAAGUUUACGCGACUACAAUUUCCCUUGACGACAUCCAUAUCGAUCACACAAUGAACACUGAGGAGGGCUUCAUUGCGGAGGACGAGGUGCUUGAGAUAGCUCCUUCCGCUUUCUAUUUGCCAAAAAGUUAUCCCGUCAUGGCGUACCCACCUGAGAUAUUUAUUAUUUUAAAAGAAACUGAAACAUGUUUCUUAUUCGAUUUGCAAAGUUAUUCAUACGACAAAGGGUCACCAGAGGGCGACGUAGUUGAAGAAGAAAACGAAUUCUAUCAAUAUAUAACAGUAGGUAAAGGUAGAAAUCGAAAAAUGGUAAUUGAAGAAACCCAAACUGAAGAAGUUGUAACACAGACUCGACAUACAUUGGCAGUGAGACCACAAAAAAAGAACGCAAUAGCAUUCGCCUCUUUGUGGGACAUGCACGAUACAUACGCACGGCUCGCGCAAGUACAGGUCGUUGAAGAACCCGAUGAAAUGGUCAUGUACCAAUCUGCUGCGCCUAAUUUAUUGAGAAAGAAAAAAAAGAAGGUUAAUGAGACCUCGCAUAAAAAAGGUAAGACUUAUUUGGAAAUCGCACCAACAAAAGAAUUUUCUGACGCAGUAUUGCUCGUGGAAAGAGUUCUCGCCACCUUAGAGUAUUCUGAUGCUCAAAAGAAAUUUCGUGGCCUUAUACGGAUGGAUCCUCUUUCUUUAGACUUAGUGUAUGUUUACUCUUUGAAACCGUUGUGGAAAUUCGAUUGUGAAGAUACCGCAAACCGACCUAUCACAAGCAUAUCCUUUAAUCCCAAGAAUGAAAAUAUUGUAGCGGUGGGGCACGGAAAAUUCAGUUACGCUGAAUAUUUUGAUGGUUUAAUUUGUGUUUGGUGUACCAAAAAUCCAAUCAAACCGGAGCGUUUGUAUCGAUUUCCGGAUCCUGUUACAUCCGUAUCCUUCUCCGAGAAGAAUCCCAAUUGGUUGGCCUGUGGUUUCAAUAACGGAGACGUUUUAAUCCUUGACAUCACAUCGUACACUAUAAAAGUAAUAGCACAAAGUAAACGCGACACCAACCCGUGUUUUGAACCCAUAUGGGUGACUAACUGGCGCGCUAUUGAUAAAGAAAAUGAAUACGUUAUGACAACCUGUCAAGAUGGAAGGAUCAACAGAUUCACAAGCACUAAAACGCAUGAUUUUAUAUGCACGCCCAUGAUGCGCGUGUCUACUGUCGAAGGCAGGAUGAAGGGUUUGGAAACGACCAAGACAUGUGUGAAAGAAGACGUACCCGUAACGAGGUACGCAGCCGCGUUGUGCAUGAAAUGGCAUCCGUCGAUAGACCACGUCUAUUUGGUCGGCACUGAUGAAGGCUGCAUCCAUAGAUGUUCGACGCACUAUUUGAAUCAGCAUAUCGACGUAUUCAGGGCCCAUGCGGGCCCAGUGUACGGCAUGGAGAUCUCCCCUUGCAUGAAGUUGUUGCUCGUGUCAUGCGGAGCUGAUAAUGCAAUCAGAUUGUGGAUGGAAGGCAUCGAUGAUGUCAUCAUGACCCUGACUUGCCCCGCAGCCGUUUACGGGAUAGCUUUCUCGCCCAUUAACGCCACCGUCCUGAUUUCUGUGAGCGGUAAUAUUCUCUCCAUCUGGGAUCUUCGAAGAAAAACUCACAUGCCAUGCGCUGAAUACACUUUCCCUAAUAACGUUGUUUUAACUUAUAUUAAAUUCAGCACUUCCGGAGACAACGUGUUCGUGGGAGACACUGCGGGUCGUAUACACACUUUCCAUUUGGAAGAUACGCCGAUCCCACCAUUUUAUCAGCGCAAAAUGCUGGAUGAAGCGCUCAAGAAGGCGCUGUGCACUCGACCACAGUUGUUGAAACAACUGGAUAAGUUGGAGAAGUUAAGAGAGAAGCACGGGAAGCAGUAGAUUUAUUUUAAUACUUUAGAUUAUGUAGCACUCACCAAUGUCUGUGAUAUUUUAAUUAUAUAGAUAUACAGGAAGUUAAAAUGUACCAUUUUCUUUUUGUAAUAGCAAUACAUAUUUAACAUUGACAAAUAUGUAUAUGGGCAAUAGUCAUAAAACUGGGGUUAUGAG
Messenger RNA from Manduca sexta (tobacco hornworm), 2358 nucleotides. RefSeq names its product dynein intermediate chain 4, axonemal. Gene Ontology annotation, biological process: cilium movement. The record is from RefSeq and is a predicted model, not a curated record. Gene Ontology annotation, cellular component: axonemal dynein complex. The transcript has a single exon. Bases 22 to 2190 code for a protein of 722 amino acids. Lineage: Eukaryota; Metazoa; Arthropoda; Insecta; Lepidoptera; Sphingidae. Gene Ontology annotation, molecular function: dynein light chain binding; dynein heavy chain binding.